UCUCCGCCGCCGCCACCCCCCAAAACCCUUCUCCGGCCGGUGUGUCGCGUCGCCGGCCAUGAAGCGGAAGCAGAAGGAGAAGGCCUCUGCGGCUGCCGCCGCUGAAUUCGACGCCGACGAGCCCUCCCAGGCUCCGCUCCCUCUCGAGGCCUUCUCGGGUGACGUCUGCGCCGCCCUCGCCGCGCGCUACGGCCGCUCCGCCGCCCCGCAGCACCGCCACCUCCUCGCAUCCGCCGCCGCCAUACGCUCCAUUCUCGUCGACGACGGCGUCCCCGUGACACCGGAGUCUUACCUUCCUGCCGCCGUCUCCGCGCUCCAAGCCGCAGGCCCGGCUGACCCCGCCGCCGCUUCUGCGCUCGCUUCACUCCUCGCCAUCCUCCUGCCCCAUAUCCCCUCAUCCCCUUCCUCUCUCCCGCCAGCGUCCGCCUCUGAAUCCGCCUCCGCACUCGCCGUCUUCCUCUCCUCCCCUGAUGCCUCCAAGCUAUCUACCGGCACCGUGCGCUCGGUGGUCAAGUCCCUUGGCCACCUGGUGCUACAUGUUGACGCUGCAACCGAUUGGGGUUCUGUGGCUUCUCCUCUGGAGGCUCUCCUUGCUGCUUCCAUGGACCAGCGGGCCAAGGUUCGAAGAUGUGCACAGGAGAGUGUGGAGAAGCUAUUCGCGCACUUGAAAGAUUGUGGUUGUGGGAAGAAAGUUAGUAAUGCUGCAAUGGGCAUGUUUGAGAAUCACAUUUCAUCUGUGAAAAGUAAUGCCAAUUUGAAUUCAGUUGCUUCUGAGGGUAAGGAGAUGGAGGCUGCAAAUAUGCUAGGUGCAAUGGUCGUUUUAGCUCCAUUCCUAUCAAAGAAGGCAAUGAAGACGGUGUUUUCAGAAGUUUGUCAGCUGUUAAGCCCUUGUUUUAACCCACUUACAAGGCAUGUCCUGAAGCUUAUGGAGACCUUGUUGGACCAUCUGAAGGCUGAGGAUGUUGAGUCAGACUUGGUGGAUCUUAUCCCCUUGUUGUUGGCAUACCUGCAUUAUGAUGAAAAGAAACCUGAUGAUACCAUUGUCGCAGCAUUGAAGCUGAUGAAAAAUUGCUUGGUGAAACUGGUUGGUCGACCAAAUUUGUGGAUGGAGGCUCUUCCAUCUGCAUUUGAGGCAGUUUCAGGGUACCUGAUUCAGGACAGAAAAUGUUCUGAAGAUAUAGCAGGACUGCUACAAGACUGUAUUGAUUCUCAUAUUGACCGGAAUAUUAUUUUGACUGGAUCACAGUUAUGCAAACGUGAUUAUGAGAGCUUAAGUGAUGUGGCUGCUGUUAAAUCAAUCUGUUCGUCAGUUAAUAACAUGCUCUGUGCAUGUGCUUCUCCUCCCAAUACUAUCUUAAAAACAGCCUUGGUUUUGUUUCUCAAACUUGGGGAGAGUUCAUAUGUCUUUAUGAAACAUAUCAUACUUACAUUGUCGCAAAUUGCCAUGAAAAUAGACAAUGACCCAGAGCAGAAGAAUGUUGAAGAGUGCAUUGGGGCUGCUCUGAUUGCUUUGGGGCCAGAUAAAAUCCUUUCGCUAAUUCAAAUAGUCUUUGAUGAGGACCGGUUAACAUGCUCAAAUACUUGGCUUCUGCCCAUUUUAGAGAAAUAUAUCCAUGGGGCCUCUGUCCAACAAUUCCUAGAGUGCAUUGCACCACUAGCAGAAUCUUUACAAAAAGCUUCUAACAGGGUAAAAUCAGCACGGAAAUGUAAAGAUUUAAAAUCAUGGAGUGAUCAGUUGUGGAAUUUGCUUCCUGCUUUCUGCCGCUAUCCAGUUGAUCUAUGUCAGAAUUUUGGUUCUCUAUCCAAGUUGCUACUAGAGAUGUUGAAGUGUGAGCGGUAUCUGUACAAACCUGCUGUUAAAGCCCUGCAGCAACUUGUAGAUGGAACUAGAAGAUUAAGCAGCAGUGAUCAAAACAGAGAAAUAUAUGUGGACCUUUCUACUUUGUUCUCCUCAAAUAUUAUUAACUUAAACUGCCCAUGCUUCGAGAGGUCUUCUAAAAAAGAUGCCCGUAAGAACAUGAAAGUUCUGGUAUCACAUUCUGUGGAUCUUCUUUCUACUAUCACAGAUUAUUUCCUUGAUUCGUCACCAGAGAAGCGUUCUGAUUUGAAGGAUGCAUUAAGAUGCUUGGCUCAACUUUCUGGUAGCACAGACAUUUGCAACCUUUUCCUUUCACUGGUUAAAAAGUUUGGCUUAGAAGAUAAUCAGCUGGAGCAAGAGAAUACUGAAUGCCAAACUAAUGAGGUAGACAAUAAGGAUGAAGAGGGUACUGAUAUGGAUGAGGAGAAGGAUAAAAAGAGGUCUCUUGUAAUGGAACUUAUUUCGACAUUUGCUGAAGCUGCUGACGAGGAUCUGCUUGAUUUACUUUUUGGAUUUGUCAAAUCAUCUUUACUGAACAAGAAGCCAUGUGAGGGCAAAGCUCUAUUUGCACUAAGCAUAAUUUUGAAGGAACACAGUGAAUAUUCUUUGGCUCGGUUGGAUGAAAUAAUGAUGCUUCUUCAUGGAAUAAAGGCUGAGGAUAAUGAAGUUUUAGAAGGUCAAUUAUUAUGCUACCAGUAUUUGUUGUUUCACAUGAUUAAGGUUAAUGAAGAGAGCACGAGCAAGAAGGCUUUCCUGAUUCUAAACGAGUUAAUAGUUGCAUUGAAGUCCAAGAAGGUAAGUAGAAAAUUGGCAUACGAUGUACUCCUGGCUAUUAGUAAUAGUCUGAGAAGCUGUGACUCAAACAGUGAAGAUUCAGAUCUUCAACGACUAUUCACAAUGGUGAUGGGAUAUCUUUCUAGUCCAUCUCCACACAUAGUGAGUGGGGCAAUAGCUGCAUUAUCUUUGCUUAUAUACAAUGAUGCUAACUUUUGUUUGGAAGUUCCAAACCUGAUACCAUCUGUAUUAGUUUUGCUGAAGCAUAAAGCUAUUGAAGUAAUCAAGGCAUCUUUGGGCUUUGUAAAGGUGUUGGUAACAUCUUUGCACUCAGAAAAAUUAUUGGAUUUGCAAGAAGAUAUCAUGAGUGGCAUAUUACCAUGGUCAUCUGUUACGAAGCACCAUUUCAAAGGGAAGGUUGUGUUAAUAUUGGAAAUACUAAUUAGGAAAUGUGGCCUCGAUGCUAUCAACUUAGUUACACCUGAAAAGUACAAAUCUUUUGUUACAACUAUUGAAGAGGGUCGCAAGGGAAAUCAUAAUCCAGCAGAUGGCCCAGAGUCUGAGGAACAACAUGCUACGAAGAGAAGAAAACGGUCCGAUUCUAAUGUUGAAUCUGGACAAGAGGAAACACACACACGGCCACCAUCGAAGAGUUUGCCAGUUGGAAAGAAGGAAUUCUUCAUUAAAGGGGCCAAGAAUGCUCGUUCUCCUGGUGUGAAAAGCCAACGAAGCAGACCAUCAGGCCGCAAUGGCGACGGAACUAAUUUCAAAUCAAAAUCUGAAGCACAGCCAAGAAAUGAACAAAGUACCAAAGGUGACAAAUCUCAUGGUUACAACAAAAGAACCAGAACUGGCAAGUUCGACAAGACGCAGAAUCGUGGGGGUAAAGCAUCUGCACGGCCUUCUAGAUUCAAGAAGCCUAAAACUGCAAUUUUAUACAAAUUUCGGCACGAAUUCUUCUUCUAUCCGACUUGGAAUCCAAGUAGUCAAGGCCCAUCUAACUUGCGCGGCCCAAGUGGACUCUGCCUGUCUAGACGCGGAGGGAGGGAGUCCGAACCAACCCUAGCUUUGCGUAUCAGCUGCGGCUCCGCCGUCGAGAGGAGGAGGAAGAAGAAGGAGGGGGUCGCGGCGGCGGCGGCCAUGGCGGUGGCGGGGCCCGGGCAGCUCAACCUCGACGAGUCCCCCUCGUGGGGCUCCCGCAGCGUCGACUGCUUCGAGAAGCUCGAGCAGAUCGGCGAGGGCACCUACGGGCAAGUUUACAUGGCCGGGAGGGAGACGGAGACGAACGAGAUCGUCGCGCUCAAGAAGAUCCGCAUGGACAACGAGCGCGAAGGCUUCCCCAUCACGGCCAUACGCGAGAUCAAGAUUUUGAAGAAACUCCACCACCAAAACGUUAUCCAGCUCAAGGAGAUCGUCACCUCUCCAGGCCCAGAGCGAGAUGAGCAAGGGAAGCCAAUCGAGGGUAACAAGUACAAGGGGAGCAUCUACAUGGUCUUUGAGUACAUGGAUCAUGAUCUUACUGGGCUUGCUGAUAGGCCUGGGAUGCGGUUCACUGUACCUCAAAUUAAGUGCUACAUGAGGCAGCUUCUUACAGGCCUGCACUAUUGCCAUGUCAACCAAGUGCUACACAGAGAUAUUAAAGGAUCUAACCUCCUGAUAGACAAUGAGGGUAAUUUGAAACUUGCUGAUUUUGGCCUUGCAAGAUCAUUCUCUAGUGACCACAAUGGGAAUUUAACUAACCGUGUGAUCACUUUGUGGUAUAGGCCUCCUGAGUUGCUACUUGGAAGCACAAGGUACGGUCCAGCUGUUGACAUGUGGUCAGUGGGUUGUAUUUUCGCAGAGCUUCUCAAUGGAAAGCCAAUAUUGACCGGAAAGAAUGAGCCAGAGCAACUGUCAAAAAUUUUUGAGCUCUGUGGUACCCCUGAUGAGUUAAUCUGGCCUGGUGUCACAAAAAUGCCAUGGUACAACAAUUUCAAGCCUCAACGGCCAAUGAAGAGACGGGUUAAAGAGUCCUUUAAGCACUUUGAUCGGCAUGCUCUGGAUCUUUUAGAGAAGAUGUUAACUUUGGAUCCAUCACAGAGGAUAUCAGCGAAAGAUGCACUUGAUGCAGAGUAUUUCUGGACUGAUCCCUUACCGUGUGAUCCGAAAAGCUUGCCAAAGUAUGAGGCAUCCCAUGAAUUCCAAACUAAGAAAAAACGGCAGCAGCAGAGGCAAGCAGAGGAAGCUGCAAAGCGCCAGAAAUUGCAGCAUCCUCCACCCCAUUCCCGUUUGCCUCCAAUCCAGAACCCAGGCCAACCACACCAAAUCAGGCCUGGCCAGCCUAUGCACAAUGCACCACCAGUGGCAGCUGGUCCAAGUCAUCACUAUGCAAAGCCCCGAGGACCAGGUGGCCCUAAUAGGUACCCACAAGGCAGUAACCAAGGAGGCUACAAUCCGAACCGCAGUGGACAGGGAGGUGGCUAUGGGAAUGGCCCGUAUCCUCAGCAAGGACGAGGACCUCCCCCUUAUCCCGGUGGUGGCAUGGGCGGAGCCGGUGGCCCGCGCGGUGGUGGUGGCAGUGGCUAUGGUGUGGGCGGACCAAAUUAUCAACAGGGUGGACCUUAUGGUGCAUCUGGUCCAGGUCGAGGACCGAACUAUCAAGGUGGUUCUCGCAAUCAACAGCAGUAUGGAGGAAACUGGCAAUGAUACGGCAGUAUCGUGAGUGAAAUGCCAUGCCCUUCCAGUAGGAUUUGUAUGUUGGAAAAACCUCUUCUGUUGUAUUUGAGAUAUAUUUAUUGCAUGGUAUAAUCCAAUCAGGCAGCUCUCGAAGCAUGGUGAUUGUCACUUAAGCUGUACAGUACGACGCCGAUGUGGUUCUCAAUGUUUGAUGUAUUAUCUUGUAUUACCGAUGAAAAAUGUGAAAAGACAUGAAAUGACUGUUGCCGAGUAUCAAACCUUGCCACCGUUUAAUUUUCUCCA
Molecule: messenger RNA, 5590 nt
Organism: Oryza brachyantha (malo sina)
Lineage: Eukaryota; Viridiplantae; Streptophyta; Magnoliopsida; Poales; Poaceae
Product: ribosomal RNA-processing protein 12-like
Biological process (GO): protein phosphorylation
Molecular function (GO): ATP binding; protein kinase activity
Source: RefSeq, a predicted model, not a curated record